Messenger RNA from Lynx canadensis (Canada lynx), 1356 nucleotides. It is a transcript of the gene EIF4E3, whose product is annotated as eukaryotic translation initiation factor 4E family member 3. Gene Ontology annotation, cellular component: eukaryotic translation initiation factor 4F complex. Gene Ontology annotation, biological process: translational initiation. NCBI's taxonomy places the organism in Eukaryota, Metazoa, Chordata, Mammalia, Carnivora, Felidae. The record is from RefSeq and is a predicted model, not a curated record. Gene Ontology annotation, molecular function: translation initiation factor activity; RNA 7-methylguanosine cap binding. The coding region runs from base 406 to 762 and encodes 118 amino acids. The transcript has 8 exons.
UUUCUUCCUCCCUCCUGCUACCCCAGUCGUCUGAGGUGUGUGUUACGCAGUGGGAGAGCACGUUGGCCUGGAUCUCCAGCUACGCACGUUCUAGCCCUGCCUCUGUCAUUUCCUAGAGCUGUGGCUUCGGAUCCCUCCCUGGUGCCACAGCAGCUGAGUGUGCCUCGAACCUGAAGAAAAUCUACACGGUGCAGACAGUCCAGGUGGAUAUCCAGCAUCGUUUAUCCUAAACAGAAAGUCUUCAUCAGAAAUACAUACAAUCUGUUAAAAUCAAGAGUGUUCCUUCUGUACCUGUGUACUGCCAGUGGUAAUCAAGACAUCAUCCCUCAUCAGAAGAUAUUCUGGAGUGUGUACAAUAAUAUCCCUCCUGUGACUAGCCUGCCUUUGAGAUGUAGUUAUCAUUUAAUGAGAGGAGAGAGGCGACCACUUUGGGAAGAGGAGAGUAAUGCCAAGGGUGGCGUCUGGAAGAUGAAAGUCCCCAAGGACAGCACGUCCACAGUUUGGAAAGAAUUGUUGUUAGCGACAAUCGGGGAACAGUUCACAGACUGUGCCGCUGCAGAUGAUGAAGUAAUAGGAGUCAGUGUCAGUGUCCGGGACCGGGAAGAUGUCGUCCAAGUCUGGAAUGUAAAUGCGUCUUUAGUGGGCGAAGCAACCGUUUUAGAAAAGAUCUAUGAACUUCUGCCCCACAUAUCUUUUAAAGCAGUAUUUUAUAAACCCCAUGAAGAGCAUCAUGCUUUUGAAGGUGGACGUGGAAAACACUAAUUGCACUCUAAAGAAUUCUUUGUCCUUUGCUGAUUGGUUUUGGAAACGGUCUUAACAGGAGGGAGAGUGAAGAGAAGACUUGCCGAAGCCCGAUGCUGGUCCAUUUAGAGUGGGUUUCUGCCCUUGCAGACUGGGCACUUAGGGCUCAAAGUGGCAGGUGGGGUUGGGGGAGACUGUGUGGGUUUCUACCGUCACAUUAUUUGCUUUUUUUUUAUUUUUCUUUUUUGGCUUUUUAAAUUCUCUGUUCUUUUCACUCUGGGCUUUUUUUUUUUUUUUUUUUUUUUUUUUGGGGUCCUUUUAAAUUUCCUUAUUCAGUCUAAUUAUUGUUUUCUACACUCCCCUUUUAUUGAGGCACAAGAAAUCGGUUUCCCUUUAAGUAGCUCUGCUGUACCUAGUUAAUGAGAAUAUGCAUAAUCGUGACAAUACUGCUUUUGAAAACCACACUGUACUUGGAGGAAUACUAGCUUGGUGAAACCUGUCUUGAUUAUUUGUUGUGACACAUUCCUACACACUGUGCACUGGGCAUUGUUUUUUUUUUCUGUCCCAGGAAAAAGAAAAACCAUACUUAAUCUGAUUUUGCACUGACAGCACACA